CUUACAUCCGAAACAGUUUUCGUUCCUUUAACUAUUGGCGGAGGUAUUAGAGAUGUCAUCGACCCAAACGGUAAACAUUACACCGCGCUUGAAGUGGCCGGCGAAUAUUUCAGAUCUGGUGCAGAUAAAGUCUCGAUUGGUAGUGAUGCCGUAUAUGCCGUGGAAAAAUAUUUAUCCAACAAUUCAAAAUUAUCCGGCGACACUGCCAUUGAAACUAUUGCCCAUGCUUACGGAUCUCAAGCGGUUGUCAUUUCCGUCGACCCAAGGCGCGUUUAUGUCAAAUCUCCAAACGAUGCACCUGGACAUCACGUGAUAAACACGAAAUAUCCAGGUCCGAACGGUGGUCGAGAAGGGAGGGACAUUGACGUCCAUCAAUUGGUAACCGCAUGUGAAGCUAUGGGUGCCGGCGAAAUACUCCUUAAUUGUAUGGAUAAAGAUGGUACAAAUUCUGGAUACGAUCUUGAAUUGAUACAGGAUGUUAAAAUGGCAGUCAAGAUACCAGUUAUUGCCUCAAGUGGAGCUGGUAAGUUAGAGCAUUUUUCCGAAGUAUUUUCUGAAACUAAAGUUGAAGCUGCUCUUGCGGCCG
Acaulospora morrowiae is the source of this 586-nucleotide messenger RNA. NCBI's taxonomy places the organism in Eukaryota, Fungi, Glomeromycota, Glomeromycetes, Diversisporales, Acaulosporaceae. The record is from the annotation of a GenBank genome assembly.